CUCUUCGGGUAGGGGGGGGGGGGUACUGGCACGUGGCUGCGAAGCUGUGCCAGCCACUGCGUCCACGCCCAACGCCUUGUUGUAUAAACUCUUUUUCUGUCAUUGGAACAUGCUAGGCAUGAGGGGAGAUGUUGAGAUGCAAGUGCAUUCUGCUUCAAGGAAAUUCAUUCACGCAUAUACUGUAGCGAGAAGGUUCUUCGUCACUGACGACAAGCGAACCACCACACCCUGCCCCGUUGGUUGUUUCCCUUUUUACUUUGACUCAAUUUCACAGGCUGCCACCUUAGUAAAUUAUUUGCCAUUUUUUACAGGCACUGCCGAACAAUCCAAAAAUUCACUCUACCGCUGAUGGCAAAUUUGUCUUUAAGCCGAAGUAUGACGUUCGGAACAGACAAGAAUUGUAUCAGCUACUUAAAAGGCACGAAUUCAGAGGCCUCGGAGGUAUCUACUUGGAUGAUUUAGCUGAGGCUGUUGCGGACGUUGACAAGGUUGUCCAGGUAACUAAUCUGUCUCCGACGUUCACCAUCUUCAAAGUACUAAAAAGCGCUUUUGAAUCUUUACUAACGUAAACUUUUCUGCCAGCAUAUUAUAAUAGCGCAACUACGCUGGCAUGCUUUUUAUCAGGACAGGUAAUCGUUUUAGUCGUUAUAGCUGCCAACUAUUGUUGUUAUCGCUUUUAUGUCGACUUUUCUCAUCGAACGCUAAACCUAAUGACAGGCUUUAACAUAACCUCAAAGAUUCAAUCAAGCAUUAGUGUGGCCUUCAUAAUUUUGCUGAUUUAUUUUUAUCUACAGAGUCUUGGAGAUCAUGUCAUCCAGGUUGUCACCCCACACGACAAAAAGGUCGUCCUCUUUUACAACGAUAAGUCCUUCGAUCUGGGCAUAAAGGAAGGUGAGUUUCCGCGUGCUGUGGAAAUGUUUAUAUGCAGGUUAAAUGCAGGCCAUUGGCUUAAAUUUGAAGUCGAAAUCACUGUCCAAGAGGAGGGGGGACGGAGUUCAGGUUCCUAUGCCUCGGCCGCCUGCCACACAAGGUUUUGUUUGGGCAGUCUUCUCUGUAGCAACAAGGUUGACAGUUCGACUUCACUCUAGAAUUGUGAGCAGCCACAAGAUAUGACAUGACUUCCAUCUAGAGAUCAUCCUUUGCUCAGGCAGCCAGACCUACAGUUCGUGACCUAUCUCCUGAAGGGUCACGAACUGCGAACUAAAAUCGCUCUAGCGCACGAACCCCCCAGUCCGCAUCCACGAAGGUUAUACUGCACUAAAGAUACGACCGAGCUUCAGAAAAGGCACGUUUUGGUCUACACAGUAUUCUUUACUGACCAAGAAAUGGCGUAUUUUACGAAAAACCACCAAGUCAAAAAACGACUUUAUGACAGGUCAAUCAGUUAAGGCUUGAUAUAACUGUCAGCUGAGAAGGAAAAUGUCGCAAAGCAACAAAGUGAUGAAAAACAGUAACAAAUACAACGUAUUAGGAGUUUGUAAAUCGUCCUUCAGAUUUGAAAGUUGCCGUAAUCCAGGAGGGCAUAGAAACUGCCAAGUUGUCUACGGUGGUUUGGUCUAUAUAAUUAUUAAGCACAAAAUCUAACUUUUGCUGCACUGAAAGAUCUUCUCCUGCCUGGUCCCAUUUCCUUUUAGUUAACGAAAAAAAUAUUUUCGAUUGGGUUCAGAUCCGGGCUAUUGGCGGAGAUAAAAGUGGUUUGAAGGCCACAGGCGGAGAGGUUGACUGUGGUCUGAAAUUUUAGAUUAUAGUCGUAAGCUGAACUGAAAUAAUACCUCCUUUAAACAGCGGGCAGGGGGUUGUCCUGUAACAUUACGGUGUCCAUUCGACGUCGAUGAAUGCCGUUGUAACCGAAGGCGUCCUUUACGAUGUCGAUGAACACCUUGCUAUUUAUCGUCUCCGUUGCUGAAUGCCAGAUUGGUUGCUCUCCGAACUUGACGGCCAUCCAAACCAUCAGGCCUCGAUAGUUCUUGAAAGUUGGUGUUGAUACAAUGUCCUUCCCACAUAUGACCACAUGGGUCGACUUCGGCGGCUUGUCUAAAAAUAGGACCUCAUCACAAAAGUAAAUGCUUUUCCAAAAGGAAAGUCCGUGAUCAGUGUAUUUUUGAGCAAAUAACGUUUUUUAAUAAGUUUCCUACUUAAAAAUGGCAUUGUCAAAACGUUUUGCUGAUGGAGGUCGAGUUCCUUCAUCCUUUUUCUAAUUAUGCGCAAAGAAAACAUUAACAAGUGUUCCCUAUAAUUAGCCUUAGGGAGAAUAUAAUGAUAUUUUUUAGUGUUCAACGAAUGGAAUCGUCGUCGUGCCUACUUGUGGACCGUUUUGGUCCACCUUGCUUAACUCUAGGCACCGUUUUAUCAUUAAUAAUCCUCCACAGAGUUAUCUGGCCAGAUCGAAAAUACUAUCUAACGACUCACGCGAGAGCCCUUCGGCUGCCAAUUUUCGUAUCCGUUCAGUUUUCUUCCUAUAGGACUUGCACGGCGUGGCACAUAAAACUGGCAACAUGUAGCCCGUAGUCUAUAUAUACGUCGAACAAGCUUAUUACUGCGUUUAACGACAAAAAGCGUUACAAUUUUGCUAAAUAAAAUUUGUUAAGAGCAGAGUGCUCCUUGUUUCACGAGGAGAAUGCUUUUUAACAUACCUGCCUUGAUCUGAUUUUAAUGAACUCAAAAUCACAAUGUCCGUUCCCAGAAUAGAUUUCUUUAAUAUGUUUCCUUGUUAUAUGAAUGUUCCAAUACAAAGCAACGCGCGCAAAUAAGAGAUUUUAAUAGGUGAUACUUAUUAGCACAUGAAGCUACGCGGAUCUCCGGAAACGUCCAAUCUUGUCUAAUCUUAGCCUGUUUCCUCUCAAUAAAACAGACCUAUCAUGAAUUCUUCCUUAAUAAAGGCCUUCUGGGCUUCCAACCAAUUCUAAAAACAAAACUAACCACACCAAAUACACGCCGUAUCACCAACUCCAAUACUGAUCUCGGUAUUUCCUGAGUUAGGUCAUCUACUGUACAUAUUUAGUCUCCCAUGGGAGUUAUUUAGUUACGUGGGCGCUUGACCUACCGAAUGUGUCUGAUACUACUAGACUGCCGGUCCGGAUUUAUCCGGUCAUCGGUGUGCACGCUCUGGCUGUGCACUGCUAUCUGUAGCCUGGGGGACGCCUUGGAUAUAAGGCGCAGGUUUCUCGUUCAUUGUUGUCACCGGUUGUUUGUCUCCGUCGUGGUUGCCGACACCUCGACCUCGGAAUGGAGGUUUUUGGCUGGCUAUUCUAUCUAAGAUGAUAACGCAAAUGGCGUGUCACGUUUAUCUCUGUUUUUAGGUAAUUUUGUUUGAAACUUUCAUAUUUGCAACUAGUAAAGUCACUGAAAAUUCCUAAAUUGUCCUACUCCAUUGUCGACUUAUUUUUAGAAUUCAAACAGUUGUGGAGGGCUGUAAGUGUUGAGGGAAUGCAUGAGGUUAAGAUAGAGGAGUAUCUACGCCGCAAUGGCAUCACAUCCAUGUCCGCGGACAGGAAGAUCUUUGUAAGUAAACCGUUGUCUCUUUUCUAUGCUUGCAGGGUUUCUUCCCCGUAUGCUGGUAUUGAGAUGGACCUUUAUAUCGUUAAAGUAUUGCUACUAUUAAUAAAUUAGUAGAACGUUUUCGUACUUAUUUAUGCAUAUUUCCAGACUCUGGCAACCAAGCAGAAACAGGCCGGACGGAAGCGAGCCUCCAAUCGACCCGUUAAGUUAAAGGAUAAUGAACACCUGCAGGACAUACUGAAGGAUUUUUCGCAGAAGUGA
This is a messenger RNA of Spirometra erinaceieuropaei, 3759 nucleotides long. The record is from the annotation of a GenBank genome assembly. NCBI's taxonomy places the organism in Eukaryota, Metazoa, Platyhelminthes, Cestoda, Diphyllobothriidea, Diphyllobothriidae.